AUGCACGUCAACAUCGCCCUCGCCGCUGUUGCCGGGUUGCUCGUGCCGGCAGUCCAGGCCCAACCCCAUGCGGCAAGCUGCAGCCGGGACCCGUACAAGAAGUUUCUGUGCUUGUCGACGUUUGCUCCUCUCGUGUCCUACUGCGUGCGGACGCGCCCGGCCAUUCCCACGCCGACCUGUAUAACCGUCUCUACUGCCACAGUUAAUCAACUUGCGACAGUCGUUGCUAUCGAAACGGCAGUAGCCAGCGCUACGCUGACAGCGCAGGUCACAAUUACGGAAACAACCAUCAUCACCCAGACCGAGACCGCUCAGGCCACUGCGGUCGAGACCUCCGAGGUCAUCGUCACACAGUUCGCGACUGUGACGGCCACCACGGCCACGACGUCCACGACAACGAUUGUUAGCACCGCCAGCACCUCGACCACAAGAACUGUCGUUCGCACUGCGCUUGCAAUCUACACCGGGCUGACCACGGGAAUUAUUGGUGGCUCGACCUACACUCAGGGGGUCAUCAUACUUUUCACCGGUUCUGUUGUCGUAGUCGCCAAUCGCGCUGUCAGCACCGUCACCAUCACGCCGGCCUGCAGGCGGACUGCUGGCCCGGACCCCAGCUCGAACGCGCAGCUAUGGGCCGAGGCUCUUCGUCUUCCCCGUCAAGGGCUACGGGCCUUUGUUGACAAUCUAUGCGACUGCUUGGACCUCCCUGCGCCUACGACUCCCCCGUGCAAAACGUCUACCAGCGCGGCCCUGGCGGUCCUGGCUCUGACCACAACGACGACGCGUAUAGCCACAGUCACCUCGACAGGCACUCAGACGCUGACUGCAAUGGCCAUCGCCACUGCCUUCCAGACUGUCACCACAACCGCAAGCACUACCGCCACGGUGACCAACACGAGGACGACAACGCAGACAAACACCCAGACAGAGACCGACACCGUCACCAAUGUCGCACAGGCGACGACAACCUCGACGACGACUAUCCUAACGACCUCUACCUAUUUUGCGGCCACGACGUCCGUCACAAAUUACAUUGUUGGUGCUCCAACAACUGUCUUUGCCGCCUGCACCUGA
Molecule: messenger RNA, 1074 nt
Organism: Microdochium trichocladiopsis
Lineage: Eukaryota; Fungi; Ascomycota; Sordariomycetes; Xylariales; Microdochiaceae
Exons: 3
Coding region: 1-1074 (357 amino acids)
Source: RefSeq, a predicted model, not a curated record